Ceraceosorus bombacis is the source of this 1007-nucleotide messenger RNA. NCBI's taxonomy places the organism in Eukaryota, Fungi, Basidiomycota, Exobasidiomycetes, Ceraceosorales, Ceraceosoraceae. The record is from the annotation of a GenBank genome assembly.
AUGAACAUUGACAAAUGUAAGCAUCAGCGCCAACGUAAACAACCUUCUGGACUGUCUCACUGAAAGGAUCCAUCACCUUCACUCCAGCGCUGGACGAGCUUGUGGCUGCCAACCCAAAGAAGGGCGGACCCAAGGGACGUCGUGGAGGACCUCGUCGCAGCGGUGGCUCGGCAGGCGUUCACGCCAAGGCUGCCGCGCUUGGCAAAGCUUCUCUCGGACGUGCUCCCCCUACCGGUCCUGCCAACAACCGCAAUCGUGGACCUGUCAUCAUUCCCGGUCGUGCCCCUGGCGGGGGACCCCUGAACAGCAAGAUCAUUGUCUCGAACUUGCCAGUCGAUGUCACUGAGCCUCAGGUCAAGGUCAGCAUCGCCACCACACGCUUGGUUUUCCUCUUGCCCUUGAGCUGAUCGAGUUGGGCGAUUUCUGCACCCUACAUAGGAACUCUUUUCAACUUCCAUUGGACCGCUCAGACGCGUUCAGAUGAGCUUCCGCGCCAAUGGCCAGUCCACUGGCACUGUGACUGUUGAGUUCCAACGUCCCGACGACGCCAACCGCGCCUACCAGCAGUACAACAACCGCCUCAUUGACGGCAGUGAGUCCUGCUCUGUGGCGAUGGGACUGCAUUCAGACGAGUCGAGUCCUUGUAUUCACAACCAACACACUGACCCGUCCCAAAUCUCAGAGAAACCUAUCAAGAUCGAGGUUGUCGUCGACCCUGCACAAGCCGCCGCUAUUGCCGCUCAGCAGGCUGCCGUUGCCCAAAGUGUCCGCGGAGCUCCCAGCCAACGCGGAAAGUGAGUCCUCUCGCGAGCCUGACGCUGUCCCCUCCAUGACGAACGUUCCUGACCCUGGCACCGGAAUCUGACAGGGCCGCGACUCGUGGACGUGGAGCUGCUCGUGGACGCGGCGCUCGUCCUAAGCGCGAGGCCAGGCCUAAAAAGACCGUUGAGGACUUGGACGCAGAGAUGGACGUCUACGUGGGAGAGAGCAGCGGUGCUCAAUCUUAG